UCGACCGCAACGGCCCGUAUAACUGCACUCGCGCAUGACUGGAUAAUACGUAUAAUAUCGGCAAGGAGUUGCUACACACACUUUAUUACAAUCCCGCAGGCUUCCACAUUCUCGCGGUGUGUGCAUUAUUAUGCUCUCGACGUCUUUUUUCUCUCUCUCUCUCUCUGUCUCUCGCGUUUGUGUGACACACGGACUGCAGUAUUGGCCGACGCGCGACCCGAGAUCGUUGAUUCCGCGGACUCUCUUUUACGUUACAUCUGCUGCCAAUUCUCAUUGCUUCGAUUCCGGCCCUAUUUAUACACACGUACGUAUGUACAUUUGCGACAAGGCAAAAUCGUCGUUGUUGUUGUUUAUUUGUUGGCUUUAAUCUUCUCUAAGAUAAAACUCGGCGUGCUUCGAUCGGCAGCUUUUUGCAUAUACGUAUAGGCAGUCAUGCCACUAUUAUAAAACUGCGGCGCUGCAUGUAUAAAUAUAUAUAAAGCAACAGAGCUCUCUGCGAUCGUGGAUGUCAGUGUGUCGCCACCCCCCUGCUGCUGUAUAAAGAACUGCUGCUGCUGAGACUUGGCCGAAUCUCUUUGACUAGAUUCACUCUUCUCGAUAAUACUUUAUAAACCCGUCUUUUGGCAUUUCCGUUUUGUCUCGAUAGUCGAGCCACCGCGGGCGUGCGAUAUUUUUUUUUCUUUUUUCGUUAUACGACGUUGCGGCAUUUGGCUGACGUAUAGACCAUUGAUUGCCCACGAGAAUAAUAAACAGUUCGGAGAUCCUUCGCCAUGUCGUCGUCGGUGGUGAACGAGAAAGUGGAGUACGACUAUAUGCCGAGCAACUGGAGCAAGAGAUACGGCCCGACGGAAUUGUUGGCUCGAUACUUUAAAUUUUGCGAAAACACAACGGCCCAGGUACGCGGCAGCAUCGAGCACGAGCUCGACGUGCCCUACGCGUCCAGCGAGAAGGCCAAGUACGACGUUUACGGGACCAAUUUGCCCGAUGACGCGCCGAUACUGCUGUUCAUUCACGGAGGCUACUGGAUGGAGUUCAGCAAGGACCUGUCGGGUUUCGCCGUGCCGAAUUUUGUGGCCAACGGCGUCAAGGUCGUCCUCGCCGGCUACGAUCUCUGCCCGAAUGUUCGACUACCUGACAUAGUCCGUCAAAUCAAGACGCUCGUCGCUAAGCUGCUGAAUCUAGCCAAGAACUUGGGCUCCAAAGGCGUAUGGCUGGCCGGCCACAGUGCAGGCGCCCACCUGGCCGCGAGUCUGCUGCACGAUCCCGACUGGCUGGCGGCGAAUCGCGCCUCGCUGGCUUGGCUCAGGGGCGCCUGGUUCCUCAGCGGCGUCUACGCGCUCGAGCCACUGCUGCGAACCAGCGUCCAGGAGGCCCUCAGACUCACGCCGGAGGAGAUAGAGAAGUACACGUUCGCACCCCUCGACGAGGGUAAGCAGCAACCGAAUCAGCAACACAGCGGCCUGGACAAUUUCAAAGCCGUCGUGGUCGUGGGCGAGAGCGACUCGCCGAUCUUCGUCGAGGAAUCGAGACGCUACGCUCGCAGACUCACGAGCAUCGUCGACAACGUCGAGUAUCUGCUGCUGAGAAACGACGUGGAUCACUUCGACAUCGUGGAAAAUCUGACCAAGGCCGACUUCGUCCUGUCCAGGCACAUGGUCGACUCCAUCAAACGAUCUUAAAUGCGAACCGAACUUAUUUUAUAAUGUGCAAAGCUGAGAAUAAUAAAGACGCCGUCGUUCCGAA
Messenger RNA from Trichogramma pretiosum, 1743 nucleotides. RefSeq names its product kynurenine formamidase-like. NCBI's taxonomy places the organism in Eukaryota, Metazoa, Arthropoda, Insecta, Hymenoptera, Trichogrammatidae. Gene Ontology annotation, molecular function: hydrolase activity. Bases 771 to 1679 code for a protein of 302 amino acids. The record is from RefSeq and is a predicted model, not a curated record. The transcript has 8 exons.